This is a messenger RNA of Drosophila melanogaster (fruit fly), 660 nucleotides long. RefSeq lists its product as uncharacterized. Lineage: Eukaryota; Metazoa; Arthropoda; Insecta; Diptera; Drosophilidae. The record is from RefSeq and is marked reviewed. Bases 83 to 658 code for a protein of 191 amino acids. The transcript has a single exon.
AGAUUGCAUGACAAAUGAAUGGGAUGGGGGGCGAAAACUGAGCAGGCCAUGCUGGUCCUCGCAUCCUGCCCCUGAGUUAAAAAUGCGGAACUACUGGAAAAACCUUUGGCGAGUACUGGACUCCCUUACUGACCCACCUAAAAGAUCGGAGGACAAAGUUCUCCAGAGCGAUUACACAAGUCGUUUGAGCCUGGUGACCCAUUUAAGUCUGCAAAGCGAACGACGAGCUCCCCGAUUUGUGAUUCCAUCUACACGGCGCCAUGUGACUUUUUCGCCCAGCACUUUGGAACACGUGGAAAUCCGAAUGGCGGUACAGCAGGCGGAAACAUCGGCCUUCCAGAAUUUCGUGCGUGAAAUGUACGAUGGCUAUUACCAACUAUUACUCUCACAGGAGAGAGAGCUAACCGGCUUUCAGCCAGAACAACAGCUGGCCAAUCGAAGGCUGGGAAUGAAGGACCUCGGGAGACUCCAGAAAGUGGCCACUGACAUGUGGAAUCGAAUGGACAGGGACCGAAAACAACAAUACAAGGAUCUGGCUAUGAUGGCACUCCAUCGCCGAAGCCUACGUCUGCCCCCCGAUCCUCAUCGCAUACCCCCACACCUCAAAAGAUCUUCCAAAAAAGUGACGAAAUAUAGAUCAACUUGCUUAUAUCCCUGAAC